CGCUUAAAAAUCUAUCACGCUCCAUGAAACCUGAAGCCCACAGCCGUCUCAAGACUCGCUCUGCCCAUCUCCGUCAUAUGCAUGUACUUCGCAUCGAAAACGGCGAGAUAGCUCCUGCCGUAAAACCAUCCAUAACCACGUUCAGCACGCCGUCCUCCUCCGUCCCGUCGGUGUCGGGAACGAAGAUCGCUUUGCUGGUGGACUGCGCCUGCGCGGACCAGUAGGUCGCGGUGUACGUGGCGGGGUCAGACUCGAGUGCCCGCGGUUGCUCACGCUGUAGACGUAGCGCGAGGGUUUGCAGUGUGUGGGGGAGCGGUCCGUUCUAUUCCCGAGGACGCGUUCACGCGGAACACGCGAUAGACGGCGCUCUAGCCGGCUUGAAGGUUGUAAGUAGCUGUAUGCGUCGCCUGUGACGGGGUCACUCUUGGCGUGCGCGGCCGAGUUGCGGCCUUGAAGGUCCGAGUGGAGUACGUCCUGGUUGGUGUGGCCCUGGUUGGCAUGGUCCAGUGGCUCGAGGGUCUGCGCGCCGGCCGCGGCGUCGGUCUUAUUCCACAGGCUCGCGAUGCCGUGUCCGUCCUUCUCCCUUUGCUGCAGGCUCUUUCCGACGGUGUCCAGGACGCCGAGCGGGUAGACAGAGAGGCGGUGAUGUCAAGAUCAAAGUCAGCGUCAUUCAAGACCAGUCGCUGAAGGGCUCCAGCACGAUGGUGAGGUCUGCGCAGCCUGAAUAGCAGGCGAGACGAAUGUAUUGCAGACAGAUAAUGGGGCGCAGCGACGUUCAUCUUAUUGAACCUAAAGGAGAUUGUGCCCCACUCUUUC
Coniophora puteana RWD-64-598 SS2 is the source of this 816-nucleotide messenger RNA. RefSeq lists its product as uncharacterized. The transcript is spliced from 4 exons. Lineage: Eukaryota; Fungi; Basidiomycota; Agaricomycetes; Boletales; Coniophoraceae. Bases 499 to 687 code for a protein of 62 amino acids. The record is from RefSeq and is a predicted model, not a curated record.